AAGAAUAUUUUUGAGUGUUAUCAGAGGUUUAUUAUAUUUUAAAUGUACAUUUCAGUAGGACGUCCUGCGUCAAGCUUGUGGAUUUAUCAAAUUUGAUGGCAAAACAAGCUGUGCAGCAUCCCGUUAUUUUUACAGGGAGAACUGUUCCUCACCACAGUCGGUGCUGGACUCGUGUGGAUGUUUGUGGAACUGCAAGUCCCAGAGAUCCAAGCAGCAUCAGAAACGAGGAUCCUGUGCUCAGCCUCAGCCCGGGGAACAUGGCAGCUCCGUCCACAGACACAUGCGGGCUCAUGGAGCGCUCGGUCCGGGAGCGGGUCCCGCCUCUGCUCACCGACCUGUACCAGUUCACCAUGGCCUACGCGUACUGGCGGGCCGGCCGGCACCAGGAGCCCGCCGUGUUCGAGAUGUUCUUCAGGGACAACCCGUUCGGCGGCGGCUUCUCGCUGUUCGCUGGGCUGAAUGACUGCCUGCUGUUCCUCCGGAGCUUUCGCCUCACUGAUCAAGAUGUGCAGUUCCUGCGCUCCGUCCUGCCUCCCAACACCGACCCUGCCUUUUUCGACUUCCUGCGAGGCCUCGACUGUUCGGCCGUGAUGAUACGCUCCCUCCCGGAAGGUUCUGUGGUGUUCGCCAGGGUGCCUCUAAUGGAGGUAGAGGGUCCGCUGGCUGUGGUUCAGCUGCUGGAGACCAGUUUACUGUGUUUGGUCAAUUACGCGAGUCUGGUCUGCAGUAACGCAGCUCGUUUCCGCCUGGCGGCCGGACACCAGAGGAGGCUGCUAGAGAUGGGCCUCCGACGGGCACAGGGGCCAGACGGAGGGCUGACCGCCUCGCGAUACACACACAUCGGAGGGUUUGAUCUCACCAGUAACGUUCAGGCUGGUUUUCUAUUUGGGAUUCCUGUUGCGGGGACAAUAGCACACUCUUAUGUCACUUCCUUCAACUCCUUGGAGGAGGUCUGGCCACAGACACUUGUGACAGCGAAUGGAGACCCCAAUCCAGUCGACAUCAUUUCUCUGACUAAAGGCUGGUUGAGGAGAGUCUGUGAGCUGAUGGGAGCGGAGCCUGGGAAAAUCCAUGAGGGCGAGCUGGCAGCUUUCCUCUCCUAUGCCGUCGCCUACCCUCAGAACUUCCUGCCUGUGAUUGACAGCUACAGCGUGGGAUGUAGUGGACUGUUGAACUUCUGCGCCGUGGCCUUGGCGUUGUGUGAACUGGGUUACAAGCCUGUGGGGGUCCGCCUGGACAGCGGAGACCUCUGCAGGCAGUCCAUUGAAGUCCGUCGGGUGUUUCGACUCUGCGGCGAGCAGUUCUCCGUAUCAACAUUUAACUCUCUGAUCAUCGUAGGGACCAACAACAUCUCAGAGGAAAGCAUGGCUGAACUCAACAAGAAGGAGAAUGAGAUCAAUGUGAUUGGCGUCGGAACGCAUCUGGUGACCUGCACCAAGCAGCCGUCUCUGGGCUGCGUCUAUAAGCUGGUGGAGGUGAGAGGAAGACCAAGGAUGAAGAUCAGCGAGGACCCACAGAAAAGCACUGUUGCAGGGAGGAAAGCCAUCUAUCGACUGUUGGAUGCUGACGGUCAUUGCUUCCUGGACUUGUUGUGUCUGAUGGUCGAGCCUCCUCCUGAGGCUGGGUGUACAUUGACUUGUUAUCCUCUAGGGGGCGAUAACUCAUCUGUUUCAGUCACUCCGGCUCAGGUGACCUGUCUGCGAAAGGAAGUCUUCCUAAAAGGCCAGGUCACAGAGCCGCUGUGCAGUGCUGCAGAAACUAGAGCAAAGGUCCAGAGCUCCCUGCAGACCCUGCACCCUCGACAUAAGAGGCUGCAGGAGCCUGACUCUUACACAGUGGCGCUCUCAGUGAAACUCCGCAACUUGGUUACAGAGCUCCAAAAAGGCAGCAACAGCGACAGCAACUUUCUGUUAGCCAACUAAGAAUGUUUUUGUUUGUUUCCAAAGUGCCUCGCAGUCAAAUGUGUACAAGCUGAAGUUGACUUCGGUCUCUAGCACUGAUUAUCUCAAGCUCGAUUGAACAGAGUAGGAAGGGGGGAUGGGGUGGGGAGGGGGGCAUCAGGGCUUGUGGGGAUAAACAAAUCACUUCAGUAAAUGGUACUCAGCAUAUGUUUUUGCUAGCUGUUAGAAUGUUUUAUAAAAAUCUGGUAAAAGCAAAGUGGGCGGUGUAACUUGGGUUACGCUCAUAUUGCAGGUUUUAACGUUCACAUUUUUUUGGUGGGAGCGUUGUUUUGAUUAUUAAUGCGGACCACCUGACUUUCACUCCAGUAUAAAACGUUUGUGGUCCUGAAUUGAUCUGCGUGCGCACGAGACAUGACAUUACAUACAACACGCUGUGUUUGCAAAAGGAAAUAUAGGUCAUCAUGUGUGUAAAAUGCUCUGGAGCAUUUCUGCAAUCCGAGCUGAUAAAAUCCAUGACUUUCUGCUGUAAUGUUUCUAAAUACUUUGACAGGACCGUGUAAACUAAAUGGAGCAUCUGUCACAUCUACCAGUCUUGUUUGGUUUGUUGUUUAAUUUUGAUCGUGUCACUUCCCACCUGCCCCGGUGCAAAAUCUGAGAACCUGGUAAUUUAAAUAAGAUCAGACAGGCGGCUUAGGAGCACAUAUGAAAUUAGCCUGAGUCUAAUUUAAAGACUUAUAGCUUUAAGUGCUAUAAGGCUAUAAUUCAGACAUAUUCCAUAAGUCUGAAUAUUAUUGAAAACCAUUUUUUUCAGUAAAUACACAAGGAAAAAAAAAAAUGUUUUUUUUUUCAAGCCUUUAUUUUUUUUGUUAUGAAAUUUUUUUUACGUACGGCUAAUGAAAGCACAGCUUUUAAGAUUAGAAUAUCACAUAAUGUUAAUUUUGGAUAUUAGUACCUGUCCAACACCGUUUUUUUCUUCAAAUUCUCAUGUAAACAUAGAAGUUUCUUUUCAAGUGAAAGUAAAGUAGUUCUUGCAGUUUUAGAAAUGGAAGAUAAAAUAUUUCCUUCCCAAAUGUAAAAGCUGAUAAUUUAUAGAAAAGAAGGUAAAAAAAAACAAACAUUAAGAUGAACUCUGACGGAGUGUUGUGACUCAGAGGAAUGUUUUGCAGCUUACAUGCGCCAUCCUGCCAUGCAACCUGGUGUUGUUUAAACGCAGUAUGUUUAUGUUCAUCAUAAGUAACUUCAUGCGUCAUAUAAACCAUCUCUUUGCAGAGUUGGCAUCAAAUCCUGUUUCUAACUGAACCAACUUAGAAAAUGAGAGGCAGAAAGAUGUAGGGUUUUUUUGGGUGACAUCUUUAGAGAAAGCUUUCAAACAUUUUUCAUGAAGAACCUGCAAAUAUGCGAGUUUGGUGUAGACUUCUACAACUUUUUAGAUCAACUGCGUCCUCAAAAUGCUCCGCUGAAGGACACAAGACGGCAAAACAUAUGAGCUCUUUCAGUUAAAGCUCCAUUGAUCUAAAUCUGCUGAGGAAUGUAAAUUAAGACCAUGUGGGGAUUUUGAUUAAGUCUAGCAUCAGUACCUCCAAACUCUAAAACCAUGUUUUUAAGCUUAUGUCAAGUAGACAUGACAGUAUUGCUUAUUUUAAUAUGUUUCCAUUUUGUCUAAUAAAUUCAGUUACAGCUUCAAAGGUUUUCUCUUUUGCCCAAAUCAUCCCUCCUUCCUCCAGUUUGUGGACUUUGUUGCCCUCUAUUGGUAGCAGAAAAAUACUGUUAUUUGAAAUGUGUUAUAAAUAUGAGAACUGUACUCUUACGUGUCCUUGAAUCAGGCUUCCAAGAUUGAAGGUCCAUCAUCUCUCUAGACUCCUGCAUAGGUUCUCCACCCCCCUGCUUCCUCUUUGUAAAAGAAAGUUUGUUUCGAUUCUGAUUGGUCGCCUUCUUGUCCAGCAGCAGUACGAGCCCAGAUACACCCAGUGGACAUAUGGUGCCUAUUAGACAUGGAGAGGACGUGAUAUCAUCCAUGACCGACUCGUCCCCCUGAGGUGGAUCAGUUGGCACUCACAUACUUCGCAUGUGUGCUGUUUUACAGCCUUCUUACAAUUGCGAGAGAUGCUGGGUGACAUAUCCAUUUUAAAGUUAAGUACCAGUAAUGGAAGAAAGUGGCUUUAUAGUCAUAAACUAAUUGUGGUGGAGGGACAAAAAUGCAUCGUGUAAAUGUCAAAUUCUAAUGGAUAUAUGCAUAACUCACUGCUUUAGCCAGGAAUUUACAAUGUAAGCUUCCAGUUCUUGCUGUGAGUCAUUGCUUUAUCCAGUUAUUUUGAGGAAGGUAACCUCUAAUUUACUUCUAAUGGUGAUUACAUUGACUUUAAGUCCUAAUACAAGUAAACUGAACAGUGAGGACACAAGAGUAACCUAAUCCAGUUAACUUCAAAUAUGAAGGGUUUUAUUAAAUAAGGAUUAUUUUUGUAGAUUAAAUUGGGGGAAAAAAAUAAAUAAUAAUCACUCUUAGAGAUGUGUAAAUGGUCAGAAAUUAUGUGGUGCUUUUUUUGUGUCAUGCUGAGCACACAACGUUCUUUACACUUCAGUUGAUUAUGAACUUUGUAGGUGAAUAACUCAUAGGUCAUAUAGGUGAACUUACAAAGAAAGAGUGAGCAAUGAAUAGAUAAACAAUAAAAAAAUAAUACAAGCCCACAUUUUGAGUCCAGCAUAACAUCUGACUAAAUGAUAACAGACAUUAUAAAAACAAUGGUUAAACGGUUUAAAAGUUUCUAAACUGGGAUAAAAUAUGCAGAAAGUGGCCUUAUGGCCAGCAACCAAGUGCAAGGAUUGUGCUUUAACCUGAAUUAAUUCACAUUUAUUGAAAACCCCUAGAUAAAAGUUGGGAGUUGUUCAGAUUUCUAUAUCUAUAUAUCUAUAAAUCUAAAAAAUAAUGUCUGUCAAAUGUUUCAGGAUCCUGACAACAAAUCUAGUCUAGUUGAAGGGGAAAAACAUUCCCAUGUGACAUACAGGAUACAUGUGAGCAACCCCUGUUAUUUGAACCAUUUUUGACCUACUGAGUUUAAGGAGAUUUGACCCAUUAACGGGAGAGAAAAUCCUCCCUGCCUCCAAGCUGCAGAUCUCUUGCUGUCCUGCAGAGGUCGCUCUCCUCUCUGCCUCCCCUCCUUCUCUCUCAGCUCUACUUUCACCCCACUCCCCUCGCCCCCCACACUCCCUCUGAUCCUUCCAGCAGCAACAAAAAGGAGGGGAGA
This is a messenger RNA of Poecilia reticulata (guppy), 5143 nucleotides long. RefSeq names its product nicotinate phosphoribosyltransferase (gene naprt). Gene Ontology annotation, cellular component: cytosol. Gene Ontology annotation, biological process: NAD+ biosynthetic process via the salvage pathway. Gene Ontology annotation, molecular function: nicotinate phosphoribosyltransferase activity. Lineage: Eukaryota; Metazoa; Chordata; Actinopteri; Cyprinodontiformes; Poeciliidae. The record is from RefSeq and is a predicted model, not a curated record.